Molecule: messenger RNA, 3943 nt
Organism: Globicephala melas (long-finned pilot whale)
Lineage: Eukaryota; Metazoa; Chordata; Mammalia; Artiodactyla; Delphinidae
Gene: TEPSIN
Product: TEPSIN adaptor related protein complex 4 accessory protein
Cellular component (GO): trans-Golgi network membrane
Source: RefSeq, a predicted model, not a curated record
GGGGUGGAGCCCCAUCACUCACCCACCCCCAGGCCGGAGGUGUCCGUGCGUCUCUCAUCUCUUGUUAACAAGGACUUGUGGGGACAUGGCCUGAGAUCUUCUCCUCGGGUGGGGCAAACUGAACAGGAGGGCCUUGGUGUUCAGGCAAGAACCCACCCUGCCAAGCUGUCCCUGAGGGGCAAUGCCACGGAGGGGACUGAGUCCCUCGGCCACUGCUUGCUUGCAGGAGACCCUCAGCAGUUAGCGAGUUAGUCCCACCCGCCAGGUGCUGGGACUUAUCCCACCCACACCCCAAAUCCACUGUCCCCCCUUUACUGCAGGCAGGACUGAGGCUGGGGUGGGGCUGGGCUGCCCAUGGGCCCUGGGCCACUAUGCCAGCGCCUCGGAGACAGGGAAUGGCCUUGAAGCGGGCACAGACCAUGACUCAGCAGAUGCCCAGAGGCAUCCAGGGGGCUGGGGGUGCACUUGUCACGGCUUAGCUCCCUGGAGCUUGUGCACUGAAGCAGCACGGCUGGUUCAUACUCACCAGCCAGCUGGUCAGAAUGGGCCUGUCCCGCUGGGCAGCUCAUGUGACCAUGGCUGGUGCCAGAUGUCACCUCUAUCCUGGUCUCCAAAGAGGGCAGAUGAAGCAGAACAGGGACAGCAGACCGUGGUUUUCUGUUGGCACCAAAAUCGCUUGAGCUCUGAGCACUGCCCCCAGAGGACGGGUGCCCAGAUAGGCCUGCAUAGGCUGUGAGAAGAGAUGGUGCUGGGAGCAGGAAGGUACACAGAGAGGACGGCCCUACUUUGGGGGCCAGGUGGGGGUCCCCUGCAAUUCGAGGCUUGGGCCCCACAGGGAGGGUGGGAGCUGUGGCACGGCAGCAGGGAGGUGCCCGCCCUACCUGGUUGCAGGGCCGUGGUCUGCACACCCCGGGGCUGGCCUGCCAGGGUGGAGACAGCCCCAGAUGGGUGAAAAGUGCGAUGUGUUUGGACAGAGGAAACAGAGAGGCCCUGCUCUUCCUCUCAGCUCUGAAAGGAUGAGGUGGAGCCAGGCAUAAGGUGUCCUCCAGCUAGUGCAAGGGCCCUGCGGCAGGGAGAGCCCGCGAGUGGCUUAAUGAGAUUUAAGCUCGUUUGAUUCACCACAUCUGAAGUUUUAUGAGCAGGAGACUUUUCAGACGUGUUUUCACGGGACCCCCGGAUCCUCUCCACGGGAACAGCUUGUACCAGAAGGUGCGGGCAGCCGCCCAGGACUUGGGGGCUGCCUUGUUCUCGGACGCCUUGUCACCUCUGCCUCCUUCCCAGCCACCCAGGGCCCUGCCUCCAGCAGGCAUGGGCUCCCAGUCCAGGCCCCAGAGCUCCCUACAGGGCUUCGGCUACAGCAAGGAACGGGGCCACACAGGCUCUGCAGGCGAAGCCUUCCUGUCCACCAUCCAGAAGGCCGCAGAGGUGGUGGCCAGUGCCAUGCGCCCUGGGCCUGAGAGCCCCAGCUCCCAGAGGUCCCUUCUGCGAGGUGACGCCUACCAGCCGGCUGUGACACCUUCAGCCGGCCUCGGCCCUCCAACCCCUGGGAACCCUCUCCCCACAGCCGGCCCAGGUGCCCGAGCCAUGAGACACCAGCCUGGGCAGGCCGGAGGCGGCUGGGAGGAGCUGGACAGCAGCCCAAACUCGCAGGAUUCUUCCCAGGAAAAUGACGACCUGGGCAAGGCCUCGGACUCAGGUAGUCCGUCGGGCAGUGACAGCCCCUCAGGGGCCAGCCGGGCACCCAGUGACCUGGCAGAAAGGGUCGAGGCCGUGAUCCUGAGUGACUGCCAGCAGGAGCUGAACCUGGUCCGGGCCGUGACACGGGGGCCACAUUGCUUCCUGAGCCGAGAGGAGGUGCAGCACUUCGUCAAAGAGUGUGGACUCCUCAACUGUGAGGCCGUGCUGGAGCUGCUCAUCCGCCACCUGGGCGCAACCAGCGAGCGUGUGCAGAUGAGAGCCCUGGGUGCCAUCGCCUCCCUCGGGUGCACCGACCUGCUCUCCCAGGAGCGAGUCCUGCUCCUUGCCCGGCCUCGGCUGCAGGAGCUCAGUGUGGGCAGCCCUGGACCCGUGACCAACAAGGCCACCAAGAUCCUGAGACACUUUGAAGCCUCCUGCCGACAGUGGCCCCCUGCCCGGAGGCCCCCAGCCGAGCCUGGCCCCGCAGUCGCCCGUGUGGGCCCAUCAGACCUGCUGACCGACACCCUGCCUUUCACGGGGGGCCAGGGUUUCCUGCAGCCUCUGAGUUCAGCUCUGUUUUCGCCCAAGGGCACCGCUCCCCCAUCGGGGCUGCAGCCCGGCCCUGUGCCCCCGACUUCCCUGGAGGGCUGCCCCCUUCCAGCCCGUGCGGAUGCCAGGGAGGCCAAGACCAGACUGGCAGGUUCCAGAGAGCAGGGGGCUGGAUCCGAGCGGGGCCCGUUCGGCACAGACACUGCAAAGAGAGGGCCAGAGCUUGACCCGGGCCCCGGGGAUAGCUGUGACUCCUUGUUCGCUGGCAUGGAACUGGUGGCCUGUCCCCGCCUGGUGGGGGCCGGGACUGCUGCAGAAGAACCCCUCCCAGCCUGCCAGGCUCCCUGGACAUCGUCACAGAGGGUGGCAGCAAAGGAGCCUUCUGGCUCUGAGCCAUCAGCUUUCGCAUUCUUAAACUCAUGAUCUUGUCAGCCUGGGCCACUUGCAGAGUCUGUGUCCCCCAGCCCCUCACUCCUAGGACUCUGUGACUUUGUGCUGUCCCCAUGUGCCCACAGCCUCUGUGUCCCACCAAAGAGUGGCUCCCCUCAGGUGUCUGCAGUCGGCCUCGCCCUCCUCUGGCCUCCUCCCCUCACCCACUGAGGCCUUGGUGAGGGUAGCCACCCAGCCAGGUAAGCUCAGAGUGGACAGCCCACCCAGUGACGAGAAUAGCCACCAGUAAAACACAGAUAAUAUUUCAGGAGUCCACGAACCAGCAAGAGCCAGGCCGGCACUGCUGGAAGGGUCAUCCUUGCCCGUGGGGGCUACUCCCCAACCUUGUCCCUGAGGUGGGUUCCCCAUUUUUCUGCUGGGGGGCAGGACCCCCCCCCAGCCCACCCCGUGGGUGUGAUGGCCGAGGAGCAGCCCCCCAAGCAGCCCGCAGGACACACAGGGAGGGCGGGACGGGCACAGAAUGAGGAGCCGAGUGCUUGCUGAGACUGGCAGCCGGCGGGCCCUGGGCUGCCGGGUCCCCCACCUCACAGCCAUCUGGUCUGGCCGGAUGAGCACACCACCCGCUUUUCCCAGUUGCCAAAGGGAUCCUAAGGGAGGACAGUGGGGUGGGUGUAUGGCGUGGCCUGCCUGGAGGGUGUGGGCGGGAAGGCCUGCUGACCGAGCUCAGAGACCAGACGCCCCUUGGAACUGUCCUCAGUCCCCAGGGUCCUCACGGGCACACAGAGAGGGGCACCAGGGGGAGACAGACAGGUCCUGUCUGCAGGCUGAGCCCAGGCCCGGCCCCCAGCCAAGCUUCUGCUGUUUCCAGACGACAGGCCUGAGAGGAGGACCGCAGGGCCACCUCAGUCAUUCCCCCCUGCCCCCACUGUCUCCUUGGCCAGAGACUGGCCAUUUGGACUUGAAUUCCUAUAGCAGCAGGCAGGCACAGGGCCUCACAAAUGCUGACCUCGGGGUCCCCUGGGGAAACCCCUGCCUGCCUGGCCCUCAGAAACAAGGAUUUUUGGGUGGAUUUGGAAUCACUGCUUGGGUCUUUGAGGUCAGAUCCCUCUCUCAGCGGGGGUAGCGGGGGUGUCCUAAGCAGCGUCACACCUUCUCGUCCAGCAGGAUGGGGUCCUUUCCAGCACUGGGUCCCUGUGUGACCCGUGUCAGCUCCCCCCUGCCGUGACCACUGCCUGCAGACUGUACGGCCACCUCAGAGCAAUGGCUGUGGUCCUUCUUGGAAGAACUGGGGUUGACCUGGGGUCACACCUCCUACAUAAACACUGCU